This is a messenger RNA of Drosophila albomicans, 882 nucleotides long. It is a transcript of the gene Prosbeta3, whose product is annotated as proteasome subunit beta type-3. The transcript has a single exon. The coding region runs from base 212 to 829 and encodes 205 amino acids. The record is from RefSeq and is a predicted model, not a curated record. Gene Ontology annotation, cellular component: proteasome core complex, beta-subunit complex; proteasome core complex. Lineage: Eukaryota; Metazoa; Arthropoda; Insecta; Diptera; Drosophilidae. Gene Ontology annotation, biological process: proteasome-mediated ubiquitin-dependent protein catabolic process.
CAAUCAUAAAAAAAUAUACAUUUCUCGAUAGCUUUUGCACUGUGUGACCGCUUGGUCAUAAAAUUAUUCGUUUAGCAUACUUUGUCAACGAGCUAUCUGGCAACUCUGAGUGAUUCUGGCAGAAACAAAAAGUCAUCAUCGCAGCGGCGUUUAGCAUUUAUUUUUGCAACUCUCAUUCAGUUAAAAGAAAACUAAAUAAAACAAUUUCAGAAUGUCGAUUUUGGCAUAUAACGGUGGUUGCGUCGUCGCCAUGCGCGGCAAGGACUGUGUGGCUAUUGCAACGGAUCAUCGCUUCGGUGUUCAAGCACAAACCAUCUCCACAGACUUCAAGAAAGUGUUUCACAUUGCACCUCGUAUGUUUUUGGGAUUAACUGGACUGCAGACCGAUAUAUUGACAGUACGCGAUCGACUGAUGUUCCGAAAGAACAUCUAUGAGACCAAGGAAAACCGCGAGAUGGCACCCAAACCCUUCUCUGCUAUGUUGUCCAAUUUCCUCUACGAGCAUCGCUUUGGUCCAUACUUCAUUGAGCCGGUUGUGGCGGGUUUGGAUCCCAAGACCCUGAAGCCGUUCAUCUGCAACAUGGAUCUGAUUGGCUGCCCCAAUGAACCCGAUGACUUUGUGGUCGCUGGCACCUGUGCCGAGCAGUUGUAUGGAAUGUGCGAAACUCUGUGGCGCCCAGAUCUGGAGCCGGAUCAGCUGUUCGAAGUCAUAGCUCAGUCGAUGGUCAAUGCCUUUGACAGGGAUGCCAUGAGCGGUUGGGGAGCUACUGUUUACAUUAUUGAGGCGGAUAAGAUUACGGAGCGUGCGCUUAAAACACGCAUGGAUUAAGCAGUUUUUGUAAUUAACUAUUUAGAAGGCAAAUAAAAUUUGUAAACGAGGGA